UGACGAGCAAACCAAAGCCCUUUGGUUGUGUUUUUCUUUGAUGGCGUUGAUCAAAACCGUCCUCAAACUCGACAUUUCUUGUCAAAAAUGCAAGACCAAAGUCCUCAAAGCUGUUACUAGCCUCGAAGAUGUGGAUAAGGUCGAGACGGAUGAAGCGAAAGGGACGAUCGGCGUGAUUGGGAAGGCGGACCCGUACAAGAUAGUUAAAAUUACGAGGAAGGCGGUUUCCUCCGCUGGCAAGGUUGUCGAGGUGGUGAGCAUUGGACCACCGCCCAAACCCGACGAGAAGAAGCCGGAGGAGAAGAAACCCGAUGGUAAGAAGCCCGACCCGGUACCAUGCAUAUGCGCAUAUCCUCCCUACCCGCCUUAUGGAUCGUCGUACAUAGUCGUGCCUCAUGAAACCCAGCCUUCUUGUUCUAUCCUUUAAAUUAUGAAUUAUUUGAGUGUAUAUUUGUAAUUUUGUAGUUUUGAAUUGCAUUU
Molecule: messenger RNA, 480 nt
Organism: Cucurbita pepo subsp. pepo (vegetable marrow)
Lineage: Eukaryota; Viridiplantae; Streptophyta; Magnoliopsida; Cucurbitales; Cucurbitaceae
Product: heavy metal-associated isoprenylated plant protein 12-like
Molecular function (GO): metal ion binding
Source: RefSeq, a predicted model, not a curated record